GGUGGGCAUGGCGGACCCGCGGGAGCUGGAGCCGCAGCCGCUGUGCGAGUGGCGCAACAUGUGGUCCUACGCGCUGAUCCUGCUGCUGCUGCUGUUCGCCAUCAUCUACGUCACCGUCAUAUCCAAGCGGGGCCGCCAGGAGCCCUGGAUGAUGACCUUGUGGCAGGUGCUGCUGGUGGUGCUGCCCAUAUACCUGGUCCUCCGUGUUGCCUUCGACCUCUAUCGCCACCGCCUGGCUCAGCAGCUGGCCGCCGCCAACCUGCAGGCCAUGGCGCUGGCCAACGCGGCGGCGGAUGCGGCGGCGGCGGCGGGGCACCCGGGGCUGGGCGGGCCGCGGGAGGUGAUCAUCACGCGGGCGGGGAACAGGCUGCUGGUGCUGCAGCGGGCGGGGCCGUGAGGGGGAGAGGGGGGUUAAGAUGAGGAAACUGAUGAACUGAUGAACGGACGAG
This is a messenger RNA of Astrephomene gubernaculifera, 449 nucleotides long. The record is from the annotation of a GenBank genome assembly. NCBI's taxonomy places the organism in Eukaryota, Viridiplantae, Chlorophyta, Chlorophyceae, Chlamydomonadales, Astrephomenaceae.